Diachasma alloeum is the source of this 2392-nucleotide messenger RNA. RefSeq names its product atypical kinase COQ8B, mitochondrial (gene Coq8). Gene Ontology annotation, cellular component: extrinsic component of mitochondrial inner membrane. Gene Ontology annotation, molecular function: kinase activity. Bases 277 to 2322 code for a protein of 681 amino acids. Gene Ontology annotation, biological process: ubiquinone biosynthetic process. NCBI's taxonomy places the organism in Eukaryota, Metazoa, Arthropoda, Insecta, Hymenoptera, Braconidae. The record is from RefSeq and is a predicted model, not a curated record. The transcript has 12 exons.
UUCUCUAUUGUGAACCAGCCCCUAUUCUCCCGCAUUUUUCCUAUGCUUUUUUUCCUAUUCUUUUUUAUUAUUCAUGUUCAACACUUGAACUUGAUCGUAACAACACCGCGAUCAUAACCUUCGAAGUGCAAUUAUAUAAAUAUAGUAGUGACUGAAGCCAGUUGAAUGUGCCAAUUGUUAUUCAGUCAAUAAUCAAUGAUUUUUGUUCAUUACCAUUGUGUUCUUUUUACUUGCUCGCACAAGAUUGCCUUGAAUGUUGAAAUUCUGUAAAAUGAGAUGGCUCGCUCAUGGGGUUCAGAUGUCAUUGGCGUCCUUCGUGGCAUGCAGACUGUUGUCAACAGCAUUGCCAAGCAUCAGGCGGAGACUAUGAAACAAGUUAUCGAUAAUUCCAGUGUUAGGAGGGCGACUGAAGACAAUAUUAAAGGGACAAUUCAACAAUUGUCUGAGAUACAGCUGAGCGAGGCUCCGGAAAAAGUACUAUCAUCGGUGCAAGAAUUACUCAACAGAGUACUUGUCGUUGAGAAAGGGAUAUCCGAGCUUGCCAAGCAUUUCACGAGUGAAAUUACAAACUCCCCCGCACACCCACAAAAUGCGAAGCCCGAACCUCCGAACCUCGAGAUUUAUCACCCCGCAAAAGAUCCCAGAGAAACAGCUCCUCGAGAAAAUUCGCAAAAACUUUCUGAUGAAAACGUUGUCAAUAUUUCACGAGAAUAUAGCAGUGUUAAAGAGAAAAUAGAGACCAUCCGUGGGCAUGAAAAAAUAAUCCCUAAAAUAGAGUUGACAAAUAAAGACAAGGAACUGCUGAGGAAACUGGAGAUCGAGCAUGAAAUCAAAACAAAAACGAAAGAGGCAGUGAUGCCUGAACCGAAAGUCGGGAGAGUUGAAAUGCGAGAAAAGAGCGCACAAAAUAUUGAGGAAAGAACAUUCAUUAACAGAAAAAAUCCCACAAUGAAGCCGAUGAUAAAACCUAAACAAACACUUUCAUCAAACGCCAGGGAAAGGAAAGUUCCAAGCACAAGAAUUCAGCGUUUGAUAAGCUUCGGGACCCUAGGAAUCGGUUUAGGAAUCGGCACAAUAGCGGAAUAUGGACGAAGAACAUUGGGAAUAAAAGAGCAGGGCAUUGGAGAGAGUUUGGAUAAUGCUUUCUUAACAAAAGCUAAUGCUGAGAGAAUUGUAUCGACUCUUUGUAAAGUGAGAGGUGCUGCUCUAAAAAUUGGCCAGAUAUUGAGUAUCCAAGAUAGUAACAUAAUAAGUCCAGAACUGCAGAAAGUCUUCGAACGAGUUCGUCAAAGCGCCGAUUUCAUGCCGACUUGGCAAGUUCAGCGGGUACUGGCUGAUGAAUUGGGUGCCGAGUGGAGACGUAAAGUCAGUACUUUCGACGAGAAACCGUUUGCUGCGGCUUCUAUAGGUCAAGUACAUUUAGUUACACUUACAAGCGAUGGAUCUCUUGCUGCUAUGAAAAUUCAGUAUCCAGGUGUAGCAGAAGGAAUCCAAAGUGAUAUAGAUAAUUUAGUCGGAGUUUUGAAACUUUGGAACGUCUUCCCUGAGGGAAUGUUCAUCGACAAUGUAGUUGAAGUUGCGAAGAAGGAACUGGCGUGGGAGGUCGAUUACGUCAGAGAGGCGGAGUGUUCUAGAAAAUUCAGAGAGCUCCUGGCACCUUAUCCUGAAUAUUAUGUUCCAAAAGUCAUAGACAACCUGUGUUCAACCAAAGUAUUCACUACAGAACUCAUCGAUGGGGUAUCAGUUGACAAAUGUGUUGACAUGGAGAUGGAUGUCCGUGAGCACAUUUGUAAAUUGAUAAUGCAACUCUGCCUCAAAGAAUUAUUUGAGUUUCGAUACAUGCAGACGGAUCCGAACUGGGCCAACUUCUUUUACAACCCAGAAUCGAAACAAUUGAUUCUUCUGGAUUUUGGAGCCUGUAGAUCAUACGAUAAAUCGUUUUUGGAUGAUUACAUUGAAAUCAUUCAUGCCGCUGGUCGAGGGGACCGCGAUACAGUUCUUGAUUUAUCGAGGAAGAUGAAACUUCUGACUGGAUAUGAAUCAAAGGUAAUGGAAAGCGCUCACGUUGACGCUGUUAUGAUUCUCGGAGAAGUUUUCAGCGAAAACAAUGAGAAAUAUGAUUUUGGCGGGCAAAAUGUUACCAAAAGCAUGCAGAAAUUGGUUCCAACGAUAAUAACUCAUCGAUUGUGCCCACCGCCAGAGGAAAUUUAUAGUAUUCAUCGUAAAUUGUCAGGUGUUUUUCUGCUGUGUGCUAAAUUGGAUGUUAAAAUUAAUUGCAGAGAACUAUUUCAGGAAGCUUAUGAAAAUUACAAGUCUGGAUGAAAUGUAAAUAAAAAUAAUUGUAAUCCACGUGUGCAGAUAUUUCACAGUAAACUUGUGAUUUUUCAGCAUA